Messenger RNA from Castor canadensis (American beaver), 2248 nucleotides. It is a transcript of the gene Msl3, whose product is annotated as MSL complex subunit 3. NCBI's taxonomy places the organism in Eukaryota, Metazoa, Chordata, Mammalia, Rodentia, Castoridae. The record is from RefSeq and is a predicted model, not a curated record. Gene Ontology annotation, cellular component: nucleus; NuA4 histone acetyltransferase complex; MSL complex. Gene Ontology annotation, biological process: regulation of DNA-templated transcription; chromatin organization.
AUGAGCGCGAGCGAGGGCAUGAAAUUUAAAUUCCACUCAGGGGAGAAAGUGCUGUGCUUCGAGCCUGACCCCAAGGCGCGAGUGCUGUACGAUGCCAAGAUUGUCGAUGUUAUUGUUGGGAAAGACGAAAAAGGCAGAAAGAUCCCAGAAUAUCUGAUACAUUUUAAUGGUUGGAACAGAAGCUGGGAUAGAUGGGCAGCAGAAGAUCAUGUGCUCCGUGAUACAGAUGAAAAUCGUAGAUUGCAGCGUAAAUUGGCAAGAAAAGCAGUAGCUCGCCUAAGAAGCACAGGGAGAAAGAAAAAGCGCUGCAGGCUACCCGGCGUUGACUCUGUCUUAAAAAGCCUCCCUGUUGAAGAAAAAGAUGAAAAUGAUGAAAAUUCAAUAAGCAGUUCCUCUGAUGACAGUAGUAAAAAAGAUGAAGAAAUAAGUGAAGAAAACAUUGAAGAAAAGACUGAAGUGAAAGAAGAACUAGCUGCAUACAAAAAAGGAAAUGAAGAAAGAGCAAUAACCAUAGACAUCCCUGAGGUUCUGAAGAAGCAGCGAGAUGAUUGUUAUUAUAUCAACAGGAGAAAACGGUUAGUAAAACUUCCAUGCCAGACCAACAUCAUAACGAUUUUGGAAUCCUACGUGAAGCAUUUUGCUAUCAAUGCAGCCUUUUCAGCCAGUGAGAGGCCUCGUCACCAUCAUGCAAUGAUGCAUGCCCACAUGAAUGUGCAUUAUCCAGCAGAAAAGAAUGUUGACCUUUGUAAGGAGAUGGUGGAUGGAUUAAGAAUAACUUUUGAUUACACUCUUCCAUUGGUUUUGCUCUACCCAUAUGAACAAGCUCAGUAUAAAAAGGUGACCUCGUCUAAAUUUUUUCUUCCAAUUAAGGAAAGUGCCACAAACACUAAUAGGAGCCAAGAGGAGCUCUCUCCUAGCCCGCCUUUGUUGAAUCCAUCCACACCACAGUCCACAGAGAGUCAACCAACCUCCGGUGAACCGGCCACCCCCAAGAGACGCAAAGCUGAGCCAGAAGCAUUGCAGUCUCUCAGGCGGUCCACACGCCACAGCACUAACUGUGACAGGCUGUCUGAAAGCAGUGCAUCACCUCAGCCCAAGCGCCGGCAACAGGACACAUCCGCCAGCAUGCCCAAGCUAUUCCUGCACCUAGAAAAGAAGACACCUGUACACAGCAGAUCAUCUUCCCCCAUUCCUCUGACCCCUAGUAAGGAAGGAACUGCUGUGUUUGCUGGCUUUGAAGGGAGAAGAACUAAUGAAAUAAAUGAGGUCCUCUCCUGGAAGCUUGUACCUGACAAUUACCCUCCUGGUGACCAGCCGCCUCCACCUUCUUUUAUUUAUGGGGCACAACAUUUGCUGCGGUUGUUUGUAAAACUUCCAGAAAUCCUUGGAAAGAUGUCCUUUUCUGAGAAGAAUCUGAAGGCUUUACUGAAGCACUUUGAUCUCUUUCUGAGGUUCUUAGCAGAAUACCAUGAUGACUUCUUCCCAGAGUCAGCUUAUGUUGCUGCCUGUGAGGCACACUACAGCACCAAGAACCCCAGGGCCAUUUAUUAAAGUUUUGAUAGUUCUGUAAGAACACUUGCUCUGCCUGGCUUUGCGCUCUGGGCUCCAGGUGAAGAAAUAAUGGGCUGGUGGACCUUCUUUCCAGAGAGUACAAACAUAGGCCCACCUCGGGGGCUGUGGCAGAGGCAGGCUCAGUUAUUUAUUUGAGUUAUCCACAUACUGUAGUUAUUUCUGUUAAGAAUUAUUUCCUUGGUGCCUGAACAUGCUCAGACGUAACACUUGCUGAACCUGAAGCCAUCUGUGAUGGCAGGAAAAGAACAGCUGUGUUCGUAGCAAAACAUUCAUGAAACAUAGGUUAGGCCAUUUUGUUAGACAUUACAGUUGGUUGUUAGCAGAAACCACACUGUUUAGUUAUUUGUUAGCACUAAACAAAAUUUUUUCGAACUGUUCUCAUUUGUGUGAGGAGGCUGAGCAACUCUGCCCAACAAAUUUUAGUUUGUACUUGGAAACCACAAAGUAGUCUCAAAGUAUUUUAGAGGGAAUUGAUAUUGACGGCAAAAGAAAAUUUGUAGCUAUACAUUUGCUUGUAAGAGUUCCCUCUCUGUGAAAAAUUAUUUUUGGUGCGCUAAAUAAAGCAUUGCCUGUCUUGUUUGAGAUUUUACAGCUCUACUUUGUUGUGUAAUGUUAUAGUUCCUUUUCUAUAAAAUGUUAUUUUUGGUGAUCUAAAUAAAGCAGUACCUGUCUUGUU